Penicillium cinerascens is the source of this 3153-nucleotide messenger RNA. Its product is annotated as cation-translocating P-type ATPase. Gene Ontology annotation, biological process: calcium ion transmembrane transport; intracellular calcium ion homeostasis. The transcript is spliced from 3 exons. Gene Ontology annotation, cellular component: plasma membrane. Gene Ontology annotation, molecular function: ATP hydrolysis activity; P-type calcium transporter activity; ATP binding. Lineage: Eukaryota; Fungi; Ascomycota; Eurotiomycetes; Eurotiales; Aspergillaceae. The record is from RefSeq and is a predicted model, not a curated record. The coding region runs from base 1 to 3153 and encodes 1050 amino acids.
AUGCCCGACGAAAAACCUGCCGCAGACCUCGGGUCCGGCGGCAGCCCCCUAAGCCAGCCGGCUCACACACUUCCUUAUGAAGCGGUACUCAAGGAACUCACCACCGGACUCGAUGAGGGUCUGGCCCCCGAUGAAGCGAGUCGUCGUCUCCAGCAAUAUGGUCCCAACAAGCUGGACGAAGGCGAAGGCGUGUCGGUGGUCAAGAUUCUCAUCCGCCAGGUGGCCAACGCAAUGAUGCUAGUCCUGAUUCUCGCCAUGGCGGUGAGUUUCGGAAUUAAAUCGUGGAUUGAGGGCGGAGUUAUCUGCGCUGUCAUUGUGUUGAAUAUUGUCGUCGGGUUCUUCCAGGAGUACGCUGCUGAGAAGACCAUGGAGUCUUUGCAUUCAUUGUCGUCGCCGACUGGGACUGUCUCGAGAGGCGGACAGACAUUCGCAGUGCCGUCAGCGGAGAUCGUACCUGGUGAUAUGAUCGAGUUGAGAACAGGAGAUACCGUUCCAGCAGAUGUUCGACUUGUUGAAGCAGUCAACUUCGAUACCGACGAGGCUCUUCUGACUGGCGAGUCUCUUCCCGUCCAGAAGGAAUGUGAUUCGAUUUUCAAAGAGGACACUGGCCCCGGAGACCGGCUCAAUAUCGCGUACAGCUCAAGUACUGUUACUCGAGGUCGUGCUCGUGGUGUGGUUGUCAGUACCGGCAUGUUCACUGAAAUCGGUUCUAUUGCUCUCGCAUUGCGGGCCAGUGACAGCAAACGUCGUCCUGUUAAGCGCGGUCCCAACGGCGAGACCAAAAAGCGUUGGUACGCGAAGGCCUGGACUCUCACCGGGACAGAUGCUGUUGGUCGAUUCCUCGGCGUCAAUAUCGGCACCCCCUUGCAACGGAAGCUAUCGAAACUGGCCUGUCUACUUUUCGGAAUUGCCGUUGUGUUCGCUAUCGUCUGCAUGGCUGCAAACUCCUUCAGUAGCAGCACAGAGGUUAUCAUGUACGCGGUCGCGACCGGUAUCAGUAUGAUUCCUGCUUGCUUGGUGGUCGUGCUUACCAUCACUAUGGCGGUGGGCACCAAACGCAUGGUUGAGCGGCAUGUUAUCGUUCGCAAAUUGGACUCGUUGGAAGCUCUCGGUGCUGUCACUGAUAUCUGUUCCGACAAGACCGGCACAUUAACCCAAGGCAAGAUGGUUGUCAAAAAGGCCUGGAUUCCAUCUCGAGGGACGUACUCUGUCGGCACAUCCAACGAGCCUUUCAAUCCUACCAAUGCUGAUGUCACGUUCACCCCUGUCCCUCCUCUGCGGUUUGAUGAUGAGAAGGAAGGUCUCGCAGAGGAAAACGCCGAAAGUCUGGUUUCAGGAAACCGUCAGCUCGAAGACUUUCUGGACGUUGCUUCCAUGGCCAACCUCUCUCACGUGUACAAGUCCGAAGAAGGCGAGUGGCAAGCGCGAGGCGAGCCAACUGAAAUCGCUAUCGAAGUUUUCGCUUCGAGAUUCAACUGGAACCGUGACCGCUGGACCAAAGGAGAAGGCGCAGUGUGGCACCAAAAAGCCGAAUUCCCGUUCGAUUCGACCGUCAAGAAAAUGUCCGUUAUUUUCAGCAAAGUCACACCGCAAGAGACCCGCACGAUGGUAUUCACCAAGGGUGCAGUCGAGCGCAUCAUAGAUUCAUGCACUUCUGUCAUUUGGGAUGAGGAUUCAUCUACCCCCAUACCAAUGACCGAUGAUCACCGCGACGAAAUUCUCCAGAACAUGGAGGAACUCGCCAAGCUGGGACUUCGCGUGUUGGCUUUGGCCCAUCGCCCGUACACCGAUCAGCCAAAAGUCCUCGAAGAUUCCGAUUUGGAACGUGAGGAUGUUGAGAAAGAUCUGUGCUUCCUGGGGCUGAUCGGCUUAUAUGAUCCCCCGCGCCCUGAAACAGCAAGCUCAAUCCAGGCCUGCUACAAAGCUGGUGUGGUGGUCCACAUGGUUACUGGAGAUCACCCUGGCACAGCAAAGGCAAUUGCACAGCAAGUUGGAAUUCUUCCUGCUGACUUCAGUACAGUGGCAGCUGAUGUCGCGGACGCUAUGGUCAUGACUGCCAGUCAAUUCGACAAACUCACUGAGGAUCAGAUAGACGCGCUUCCGACUCUACCUUUAGUCAUUGCACGCUGUGCUCCUCAGACCAAGGUGCGCAUGAUCGAUGCCCUUCAUCGCCGUGGGCGCUUUGCAGCGAUGACUGGAGACGGAGUGAACGACUCUCCCUCUCUCAAGCAUGCCGACGUUGGUAUCGCUAUGGGCCUGGCAGGGUCUGAUGUGGCUAAAGACGCGUCUGAUAUUAUCCUCACGGAUGAUAACUUCGCGUCUAUUCUCAAUGCUGUCGAGGAGGGAAGACGCAUCUUUGACAAUAUUCAGAAAUUUGUGCUCCAUCUGUUGUCUGAAAAUAUUGCUCAGGCUUGCACCCUACUCAUUGGGUUGGCGUUCAAAGACGCGGAUAACCAGUCCGUCUUCCCUCUGUCACCAGUUGAAAUCCUCUGGGUUAUCAUGAUUACAUCGGGCAUGCCCGACAUGGGCCUUGGUAUGGAGGUGGCUGCCCCUGACAUCAUGAAUCGCCCUCCCCAGAGCAAGCAAGGCAUCUUCACUUGGGAGGUGAUCAUCGACAUUAUGGUUUAUGGUGUUUGGACCGCAGCGCUCUGUCUAGCGGCAUUCUCUAUCCGCAUGUGGGGAUUCGGCGACGGCAAUCUCGCCCGCGGCUGCAACAAGGAGUGGUCCGAGGAGAUCAAAGACUGUGAGCUGGUAUUCAAAGCUCGCGCCACCACGUUCGUGUGUCUCACUUGGUUUGCACUCUUCCUGGCUUGGGAGAUGGUCAACAUGCGUCGCUCUUUCUUCCGCAUGCAGCCGAAAUCGAAGAAGUAUUUUACUCAGUGGAUGUAUGAUGUGUGGCGAAACAAGUUCCUUUUCUGGUCUAUCAUGGCCGGAUGGGUUACGAUGUUCCCUAUCCUGUAUAUCCCUGUACUGAACGACGUUGUCUUCAAACACAAGCCGAUUACCUGGGAAUGGGGUAUCGUGGCUGUCGAGGCGGUUUUGUUCUUCAUGGGCGUCGAAGCCUGGAAAUGGGCUAAGCGGGUCUUCUUCCGUCGACAAGCGAGAAAAAACCCGACUUCGAGUCCGUUGGCUGAGGUCCCAGAACAGGCAUAA